Molecule: messenger RNA, 1688 nt
Organism: Populus euphratica (Euphrates poplar)
Lineage: Eukaryota; Viridiplantae; Streptophyta; Magnoliopsida; Malpighiales; Salicaceae
Product: probable CCR4-associated factor 1 homolog 11
Exons: 2
Coding region: 717-1370 (217 amino acids)
Cellular component (GO): CCR4-NOT complex
Molecular function (GO): poly(A)-specific ribonuclease activity; nucleic acid binding
Source: RefSeq, a predicted model, not a curated record
AAUUGGAAAUAAUUUUUUUUUCUAAGCAACAUUCUUUUAUAUCGGGAAAAAAACCCCAACCCGCGGCGGAGUGACAUCUACAAAUCUAGUAACGUAAUACCCCUGUAUUUUUCUAUUUUCUGUUUUUCCCAUGUGCCCAUAGGAGCUUAACAAACACGUCACCAACAUUAUCCAAUCCAUCAGGCAUUUACGUCAUUUCAACCCAAACAAAAACGCACCGCAGUCAUGACUCCCCUCCUCCUUACACACACACACACACACACACACACACACACACACAAAUUAUUAAACAAAAAUAGAUGCUAUGCAUAGAUUGCUUGCACCUUUCGCUACAACAACUUGUACGCUCGAUUCUUUUUUUCCUAAUUAAAAAACCUAGCUAAUUAAAUCGCCUUCCUCUGUUACGAUCCCACGUCUCAUUUCUAUAAAAACCACGACGGAAAAAAUUUCAAAUUUCAAAUAAAAUCAAUCAACAAUAAUUAAAAAGAAGAAGAACGAAACCCUCACAAUCUUGAUCCGGACUUUUAAUCUUUGAAUGCCUGAUUUUAUAAACGAAUCCAAACCAUGUCAAACUCUGAUAAACCGCCGCCGCCGCCGCCUCCACCACACGACCGCAACGUGCAAGGACUGUCAUAAUCCGGUCGGUCUGGGCAGACAAUUUAGAAGAAGAAUUCAAGUUUAUCCGAUCCGAAAUCGACAGGUACCCAUUAAUCUCAAUGGACACAGAGUUUCCCGGUAUCGUUGUCCGUCCUGUCGCCGGAUAUCCGUACAACCGCCAUCGUGACCCAACCGCUCACUACUUGAGCCUCAAAGCCAACGUUGAUCUCUUAAAUCUGAUCCAAAUAGGACUCACGAUCGCUGACGAGUAUGGGAAUUUACCCGAUCUAGGUUUUAAAGAUCUCUGCUUCAUUUGGGAAUUCAAUUUUAGGGAUUUUGACGUGGCGCAUGAUGCACAUGCGCAUGACUCGGUGGAGUUGUUGAGGCGGCAGGGAAUUGAUUUCGAGAAGAAUCGGGAGCUCGGGAUUGACUCGGUGAAAUUCGCUGAGUUGAUGUUGCCGAGUGGACUCGUGCUGAAUCAGUCAGUGAGUUGGGUAACGUUUCACUGUGCUUAUGAUUUUGGUUACUUGGUGAAAUGUUUGACUCAUAAAGUGUUGCCAGAGGGGUUAAAUGAGUUCUUGGAAUUAGUGAGGAUGUUUUUUGGAGAUAGGGUUUGUGAUAUAAAGCAUAUAAUAAGGUUUUGUGCGGGUUUAUAUGGUGGAUUGGACCGGGUAUGUAAGGAAGUGGGCGUGGAUCGGGUUAUAGGGAAGAGUCACCAAGCCGGGUCGGAUAGUUUGUUGACAUUGCAUGCUUAUAUGAAGAUAAAAGACUAAUGCAAGAAAGCAUGAUGACUUGAAAGCUGCUGGCUGGUGACUUUAUCUAAAGGUCUGGCUUACUUGCUUCGGACUUCGCUGGCAAGAGCUAAAUUAUACUACAUUUGCUGCACUAACUUCAAAGCCUGGAAACAAAAAACAUCAAACCUUUGAAGUGGAGAAAGGGCGUCCGACCCCCUUUGAAUGCUUAGUUUCUUUCAACUGAAUAAUUGUACCCCAGAGAAACAGAUCCCGUUAUUGUAAUAUUAUUGUCCACAUACAAAGGCAUAUGCUCACGAAUGAGUUAUGUAUAUUGCCCCCAUCAUUCAAUCAAAAAGU